This is a messenger RNA of Orbicella faveolata, 714 nucleotides long. RefSeq names its product L-asparaginase-like. Gene Ontology annotation, biological process: amino acid metabolic process. The record is from RefSeq and is a predicted model, not a curated record. Gene Ontology annotation, molecular function: protein binding; asparaginase activity. NCBI's taxonomy places the organism in Eukaryota, Metazoa, Cnidaria, Anthozoa, Scleractinia, Merulinidae.
CGGCCAUGUGACACGCGCGAAGUGAACUUUCAGCGUCCUUUAGUUUUGCCGGAAGCUUUGGCGGGACGAUGGCGUAACGUAAAUAUUUGCGAAUAACUAUUUUGUGUUUCUUCGAAGAUCAUGGAAAGCACCACAAUGACAAAGCACGUGCGAGAGUCAAGAGUGUUGAUUUUGUACACAGGAGGAACAAUUGGUAUGAAGAAGACGGAUGGAGGAUAUCAACCGAAAACUGGCUUCCUUCAGACGCAGAUCAAACGUCUUCCCAUGUUGUACGAUGAGGAAUACAGGAAGGCCGACCAGACGGAAGCCUUCUCCGAAAGUGUCAACAACACACCCGGCUCGAACUCUUCAUUGGAAGAAUUAGCCAUGCCGUAAGUCUCUCUUGUUUUGCAUUGUAUGAAUUUGAUCUGUAUGAUGAAAUGUUUGUUUUCUAUGCAUGUAACGGCAGUGACUUUAGUAGUAUUCAUCAAUGAUGACAUACAUUGUAUUGAAAUAUAUUUCGUGAGCAACAACGAACGAACAGUUCACUUCCAGGAACAUUUGUUACGUGAUUUUAAACUGUGUGCUUUUGCGUCUUCAGAAGCAACUUUUAUUUCAAAUGUUUGUUUACUUUUCAGCCGUCAGUUCAAUUAAAUAUCAACGUGAUAGAUCAAUGACUGGCCAUUCUUAUUAAUGUGCUGUUCCAAAAAAUAUCCAUACUCCCUCCACAGAAGG